AUGCUUUUGGGCUGUCUGCUGCCCUUCAAUGGGAAAAAUGAGGCGGAGGUGGCAAAAGCAGUACGGAAGGGCAACUACGCCUUCAGCGAUGGUAUUUGGGACAAUGUGUCCGAAGAUGGCAAAGACCUCAUUCGCAAGUUGCUGAAGUUUCACGCUGUGGACCGGGCCACUGCUUCACAGGCUCGUGAGCAUGCAUGGUUCCACUACGCCGCCCCUGAACUUCGACGUUCAACACCUCUGCAGUCGUUUGUCAUCCCAGACCUCUUGAGAUUUUCCAAGCACAGUGCCUUUCAGCGGGCGGGGCUGCCAAGAUUCUGUCCGAGAUUUUAA
Molecule: messenger RNA, 330 nt
Organism: Cladocopium goreaui
Lineage: Eukaryota; Dinophyceae; Suessiales; Symbiodiniaceae
Source: the annotation of a GenBank genome assembly